Callorhinus ursinus (northern fur seal) is the source of this 3106-nucleotide messenger RNA. NCBI's taxonomy places the organism in Eukaryota, Metazoa, Chordata, Mammalia, Carnivora, Otariidae. The record is from RefSeq and is a predicted model, not a curated record.
GGCCGGGGGGCGAGCGGGGCGGGAGGAGUCCGAGCCUUUGCCGCCGCUGCCGCCGCCGCCAGUGGGAUUGUCUGAAAACCUCUGGAUUCUAAGGUGUUGGAACUGUUGCCAUGGAAACCUCCUGAGAUGCUGCAUGUACCGGUGGCUUCCAAUUUAACUUCCAGAGAGAGUUGGGGACUUUUCAUCUCCCCAAGAAGAAAUCCUGCUGAGUCAUUUACAGUGUUACUUAACAAAUACGGGCUGGACACCUACUGUGGGUGCUUACAAGCCGAGGACAGCUGUCGUGGAAUGGCUCUCUACCCCCACAACUGAUAAUAACAGCUCAGCCAGCAUUUUCUUUGGCAAUCCCACACCCUAUGGACCCACCGGCUGGUUUUUCUGGUUUGUUUCCCCUAGGGCAAUUGGCAUAUUUCUCCAAGAACCUUCAAGAAGCUGAACAGCCUGUUUUCACACUUAAGAGAGGGGAGGCCCACAACUGUUUCCUGAAAUCUGGGGCUGGAAAUGGCCACACAGGACAGAUCGAGCCAGAGGCUGCCUCCGGUGGGCGAGCCGGCAGUGGAGGGGGCGCCGCAUCUGCCCGUGGGCCACGAGCUGGCCGAGGCCAGCCGCUUUGCCUAUGCUGCCCUCUGUGGCAUCUCCCUGUCCCAGCUCUUUCCAGAACCUGAGCAAAGCUCCUUCUGCACAGAGUUUGUGGCGGGCCUUGUGAAGUGGCUGGAGUUACCCGAAGCCGUCCUGCCAACCAUGACUGCUUUUGCCAACGGCCUGGGAGGCGAAGGCGCGGACGUGUUUGCUCCGAUUUUAUUGAAGGACCCCAUCUUGAAGGACAACCCAUUGGUGAUCAUUCAGGACCUUCUGAGCUUCUCACUCAAGGAUGGGCGCUAUGAUGCACGGGCCCGCGUCCUCAUUUGCCAUGUGACCUCCCUCUUCCGAGUGCCCUUGGAGGAGCUGGAUCUCCUUGAAGAGACGUUCCUUGAGAGCCUGAAGGAAACCAAAGAGGAGGAAUCUGAAACGGCUGAGGCGUCCCGGAAGAAGAAAGAAAACCGAAGGAAAUGGAAACGCUAUCUCCUGAUAGGCCUGGCAACUGUCGGGGGCGGGACCGUGAUCGGCGUGACUGGGGGUCUAGCUGCCCCUCUCGUGGCCGCUGGGGCUGCCACGAUCAUUGGCAGUGCUGGGGCAGCGGCUCUGGGCUCGGUGGCCGGCAUCGCUGUCAUGACCUCGCUGUUCGGGGCGGCUGGAGCUGGCCUGACAGGGUACAAGAUGAAGAAGCGUGUCGGGGCCAUUGAAGAGUUCACAUUUCUGCCUCUAACAGAAGGCAGGCAGCUGCAUAUCACCAUCGCCAUCACAGGAUGGCUGGCAUCCGGCAAAUACCGCACCUUCAGCGCCCCAUGGAUGGCCUUAGCCCGCAGCAGUGAGCAGUACUGCCUGGCCUGGGAGGCCAAGUACCUGAUGGAGCUUGGCAAUGCCCUGGAGACCAUCCUCAGUGGUCUGGCCAACAUGGUGGCCCAGGAGGCCCUGAAGUACACGGUGUUGUCCGGCAUCGUGGCUGCCCUGACCUGGCCAGCCUCACUGCUCACUGUUGCCAACGUCAUCGACAAUCCCUGGGGUGUGUGUCUCCAUCGGUCGGCGGAGGUCGGCAAGCACCUGGCCCACAUCCUGCUCUCCCGGCAGCAGGGCCGGAGACCUGUCACCUUGAUUGGCUUCAGCCUAGGAGCCAGGGUCAUCUACUUCUGUCUGCAAGAGAUGGCUCAGGAGAAAGAUUGCCAAGGGAUCAUUGAGGAUGUCGUCCUGCUGGGCGCACCCGUAGAAGGAGAAGCCAAGCACUGGGAGCCUUUCCGGAAGGUGGUGUCUGGGAGGAUCAUUAACGGCUACAGCAGGGGGGACUGGCUCCUGAGCUUCGUGUACCGCACGUCCUCCGUGCAGCUGCGCGUGGCCGGCCUACAGCCCGUGCUGCUGCAGGACAGGAGGGUGGAGAAUGUGGACCUGUCCUCUGUGGUCAGUGGCCACUUGGACUACGCCAGGCAGAUGGACAUCAUCCUGAAGACUGUGGGCAUCCACACCAAGCCAGGCUGGGAUGAAAAGGGGCUCCUGCUGACCCCGGGCAGUCCGCCCCAAGAGGAGCCUCGCCAGGUAGCAGCCACCUCCUCAUCAGACAAGACCACACCCGGAGACAACCCUAAAGUGGCCACACCCGCUGACCCUAGCCGAGUCCAGGUGCCAACAGGGCUGGACCAGUCUGAAGGUGCCUCCCGUCCUGCCACUACCAGCCCGGCUGAGAGCCCCCAGCUCUGCAGCCACGGCACGGGCCCCAACCCACUGGGCUGCCCCGACUGUGCCAGCGAGACCCAGGGGCCCUGCCCAGGGCUGGACUGACCGCAGAAGGGGACUCGAGCUGCCUUCCCAGGUUCCUCCAUGUAACACUCCCUUACCCUUCCACCAGCUGCCCCACGUGAGCUCUGAAUUUCCACCAGUGCCUCUCCCAGGUUCAAGGCAUUAGGACUGAAAAGUAAGGCAUUGGAAGGAGGGGAGUCGAAGAGAGAUAGCGUUCCCUCCCCGAGGAAGCAAGGCCGGAGCCCUGCAGAGACAACCAACCACAGUUUAGAGCCCCAGGACUCUGCCAGCCUUGGGCUUCCUGUAUUUCAAGCCGCAGCUGUGGGGGCUGGCUGGCCAUCUGGGGGCCCAGGGGGCUUUCACGGCCCCAGUGAGUCCAGGUGGACGCCUGCUCUUCCAUCCACACAGCAGGGCUGCCCGCCAGCCCACGGGGCACCACUGAUGCACCUACAGAGUGGAUGCAGGUGGGGAGCCCGCAGCUGGCUCUGCUCUGGGGAGGUGCGAUCAGAUGUGCCUGUAGGGCCAUAUGCAGGCUGUGCACUGCAGAACCCCAGGAGCAUGGAUCACAUGGACGUGAUGUGAAGCGUCCCCCCAGUUGUGCUGUGUGGUGCUCUGGAUGUAACUCACAGCGUGAUGAAUAUAUGCUGAAUCAGCAUGCACUAUGGGUGGGAAGUGGGCCUGGUGACAAGAAUGAAUUACACGGGGGAAGGAUUUCCUACAGCAGGAAGGGGGGAUAAUGAUUAUAGUAAAAAUAAUAAUAGGUACCACUCAUUGAGAA